Centrocercus urophasianus (Greater sage-grouse) is the source of this 3668-nucleotide messenger RNA. It is a transcript of the gene FOLH1B, whose product is annotated as folate hydrolase 1B. Bases 283 to 2391 code for a protein of 702 amino acids. Gene Ontology annotation, molecular function: carboxypeptidase activity. The transcript is spliced from 20 exons. The record is from RefSeq and is a predicted model, not a curated record. NCBI's taxonomy places the organism in Eukaryota, Metazoa, Chordata, Aves, Galliformes, Phasianidae.
GCUUCUGGGCCGUCACCCUGGGGGCAGCGGUUGGGCUUUUCCUCCUCGGGUUCCUCAUCGCUGCUAUCUUUCUGCAUUGGCUGGCAGCAUCAUGCUCUGUGUGCAGGGAAGAUAGGAGUUCUCAACAUCUCUUCAUUUGGAGGAGAGGAGGUUCAGGGGAGAUCUCGACACUCUUUACAACUCUCUGAAAGAAGGUUGCAGCCAAGUAGGGGUCAGCCUCUUCUCUGAGGCUGGUUUGCAAAACCUGUAGAAGAGAAGACACCUUUAAGACCUCAUGUGGAGAUGAAGGCGGCAUUUAUGGCUGAGAUGAAAGCUGAAAACAUCAAGCACUUUCUUUUCAAUUUUACACAGCGUCCUCACCUUGCAGGAACAAAGGAGAAUCUCCAUCUGGCUCAGCAGGUUCAAGCUGAAUGGAAGGAGUUUGGUUUGGAUUCUGUUCAGUUGGUUCAUUAUGAUGUCCUGCUCUCUUAUCCUGAUGAAAAUAAACCAAAUUACAUCUCAAUAAUUGAUGAGCGUGGAAAUGAGGUGUUCAACACAUCAUUGUCAGAGCCGCCUCCUGCAGGGUAUGAGGCAGUAGGAGAUGUGGUGCCACCCUACAGUGCAUUUUCAGCCCAAGGAAUGCCUGAGGGUGAGUUAGUGUAUGUCAAUUAUGGCCGCACCGAGGACUUCUUUAAGCUAGAACGUGAAAUGGGAAUUAACUGUACAGGAAAGAUUGUUAUUGCCAGAUAUGGGAAGAUCUUCAGAGGAAAUAAGGUGAAGAAUGCUGAGCUGGCAGGUGCCAAGGGAAUUAUUCUCUACUCGGACCCUGCUGACUACUGUGCUCCAGGAGUAGAUCCGUAUCCAAAUGGCUGGAACCUUCCAGGUGGAGGAGCUCAGCGUGGAAAUGUAUUAAACCUGAACGGUGCAGGAGAUCCUCUGACCCCAGGCUAUCCUGCAAAAGAAUACACCUACCGCUUAGACAAAGCCAGUGGUGUAGGUCUCCCAAAAAUUCCAGUUCAUCCCAUUGGCUACCAUGAUGCUGAGUCAUUACUGAGUAAUAUGGGAGGAUCUGCAGCACCGCAUAGUAGCUGGAAAGGAAAUUUGAAUGUGUCUUACAAUGUUGGUCCUGGUUUCACAACAAAUUAUUCUACAAGAAAGGUAAAAAUGCACAUUCAUAGCAACAACAAAAUAACAAGAAUUUACAAUGUGAUUGGUACCAUCAGAGGCACAGUGGAACCAGAUAGAUAUGUCAUCCUGGGAGGCCACCGUGACUCAUGGGUAUUUGGUGGCAUUGAUCCUCAGAGUGGAGCAGCUGUGGUUCAUGAGAUUGUGAGGAGCUUUGGAAAACUGAAAAAAGAAGGAUGGAGGCCACGGAGAACAGUGAUAUUUGCAAGCUGGGAUGCAGAGGAGUUUGGCUUGUUAGGAUCAACAGAGUGGGCUGAGGAAAAUGCCAAACUGUUGCAGUCACGAGGAGUGGCUUAUAUCAAUGCAGAUUCUUCCAUUGAAGGAAACUAUACGCUAAGAGUGGAUUGCACACCACUGAUGUACAAACUGGUGUACAGUGUGACCAAAGAGAUACCAAGUCCUGAUGAAGGGUUUGAAGGAAAAUCUCUUUAUGAGAGCUGGUAUAAAAAAAAUCCAUCAACAGACUAUAAAGAGGUCCCCAGAAUAAAUAAACUGGGUUCUGGCAAUGACUUUGAGGUCUUUUUUCAACGUCUUGGCAUCGCUUCAGGCAGAGCACGUUACAGUAAAAACUGGAAUGUAGAAAAAUAUAGCAGCUAUCCAGUUUACCACAGUGUGUAUGAAACCUAUGAAAUUGUGGAAAGAUUUUAUGAUCCCUCUUUCAAGAAUCAUCUGACAGUAGCUCAGGUACGGGGAGGGUUGGUGUUUGAAUUGGCCAACUCUAUUCUGCUUCCUUUUGACUGUAGAGAUUAUGCAACAGCUCUGAGCAGCUAUGCUCAUGUCAUCUAUAACAUGUCAAGGAAUCAUGAGGAAGAACUGGCAGCAUACAAUGUAUCCUUUGUUCCUUCCUUUCUGCUCCUUCCAGAUGCUCUCUUUUCAGCUGUGAAGAAUUUUACAGAAGUUGCUGAUAGCUUUCAUGAUAGACUGCAACAAAUAGAUAUCAACAACCUGCUUGCUGUUAGAUCGUUAAAUGAUCAAGUCAUGUUUCUAGAAAGGGCUUUCAUCGAUCCACUUGGUUUACCUGGAAGGCCAUUUUACAGACAUGUUAUCUUUGCUCCAAGCAGCCAUAACAAGUAUGCAGGAGAAUCAUUCCCAGGGAUCUAUGAUGCCAUGUUUGACAUUAAAAACAAAGCUGAUCAAGAUGAAGCCUGGAAAGAAGUUAAGAGGCAGAUCUCCAUUGCAGCCUUCACUGUACAGGCAGCAGCAGGAACACUCAAAGAAGUAGCAUAAAUAUCUGCAUUAUCAUCAAUGAAGACUAUGUUUAACAGUGUGCAGAAGCCUCAAAACCAGAACAUUUGAAAACACUAAGACAAUUACUAGAAGUGCCACAAAACCCAAACAGUCUUGUUCUUUCUUAUUAUUAUAACCAAGUGGAAUGCACUUAGCAGUGUUAACAAGGUAAUAAUGUAUUAUAUAAAUUCUGGAUAAUGGAUGCAUUAUAUAAAUUCUGAAGUGAAAGUCUGCAUUAAAAAACAUAUUUUCUCUGCUUCACAUUUUAAGAAUCUCUAGCCAAGGGAUUUAUUUUCAGAGCUUUCAAUUCUGCUUGCUUAAUUUUUUAUCUUUGUAUUUUUUACCUUUGAGUUGCAGAUUUGUACUCUGUGACCAUCUUUUUGCUUUCCUUUUACAUGAAGAUUCACAUAGAAAGAUGGGAAAACUGUUCCAUACCAUGUGAAGAAUGCAUUAGGAUCAUAACAAAUUUUGAGCUGCCAGCCCAAAAUACUCAUACCUAUGUUGUAUUAUCUUGGCCAUACCAUAGCAUUCUUACUAUUAAGACAAUUAGAAGAAAAGAAAAUUCAUCAUGUCUCUUGUGUGAAAAUUUAUUAAAUUAUUAAAACCGCCGUAGAACCUGUAUUUCUGAUUUUGGCAUGCAGCUUACUCUUACACCAAGCUGCUGAAGGGACAACUGAAAUCGAUGGAGAAGACUCAGAAAACCAGGUCAAUUCAUCUGACAGUCUGCCACUGCAGGAAUUCAAUAAUAUUUCUGUGAAAUUUGAUUUGUUAUUUCAUCUGAGUCCUCCACCAUUUCUUAGAAGAUUCAUCUGGUGGAUUUCAGUGUAGUGAUUUUUUAUUUUCCAUAACAAUUAAUUUAUUCUUAACAAUUCUUCUCACAUUAAAAACCUUUGUUGUUAGAUCAUUUUACAUGGCAGCUACUCUUUCUCAAAAUAAUUCAGUUUAUCAGGUAGUGGGAAGUGCUCUUGCAACCACAGUUGUUACCCAGUUGUUUACAUAUUUCUAUGGAAUUGAUUAAAGCUGGAAUAAAAGCAUGAAGACACGUUCUCCAAAAUCAAGUUGUGUGGAUGGGAGGCAAUGCUGUCUUAGUUUUAUCACUGCUGUCUGCUCCACUGCUCCUUUUGUCAAUGAAGCAAUGAAUCAUGAUGUUCUAUGGUCCAAUUCUUGCAAAAUUAGUGAGGUUAGUUUCGGUUAUCAGUUAAGUUAACCUAUAGGAUUUUGUGUUUAAAGAUCUCUUUUCCCUUCCCUUCCCUUCCCUUCCCUUCCCUUCCCUUCCC